Messenger RNA from Sabethes cyaneus, 3477 nucleotides. RefSeq names its product solute carrier family 35 member F5. The record is from RefSeq and is a predicted model, not a curated record. Gene Ontology annotation, cellular component: membrane. Gene Ontology annotation, biological process: regulation of peptide transport. The coding region runs from base 549 to 1871 and encodes 440 amino acids. NCBI's taxonomy places the organism in Eukaryota, Metazoa, Arthropoda, Insecta, Diptera, Culicidae. The transcript is spliced from 8 exons.
GAUAUGGAAGAUUUAAAUGUUUGUUUUACCGAAAAAGUGAAAAUUUGGUGUGCCACUUAGCAAAUCUCAGUCGGCUAGUAUUAAUGAGUUAGAAUAGAAGCGUUGAACUUCAGCAAAAAGGCAGCUUUUAACAACUUUAUGCGGUGUUUGAUGCGUCAGUGCUGAUUGGUUUUCAUUUAGAGAGCAUAUGAUGCACCAAAUCAUGUGAAUCGUCGAGUAAACCAUCAAUCUACGGUUGCUCCCUAUUGAUGGCUGGAGAAUGCAACGUUUGCUUUCCAGAGAUGACAAACUACACAGUCGACAUUGUGGAAGACCAGUGCAAGUAGCCAAAAAUCAUUGUUGAUUUGAUUUGCGAUAAAACUCCUUCCACUGUGGGAAGAUAAAGAACAAACGAACGACGAGGGAGAGGCAGAUUAUUUCAAUCGGUCAGACGCAAGCAAAUUACCUACGCAGCUAAAAAGAGGCACGCGGAAUAUUCAAUUGCAGCGUCACCACGAAACUUGCGGAUUUGAUAUCACUCAUGAUUUAAAUAUAGGCAAGCCAAUGCAAUGUUAAAUAAGGCACAGAAACUCAUACUUGGUAUUGUUUUGCUGGUACUCGUCGACAUCAUUUGGGUAUCAUCGAGCGAGUUGACAAAGUUUUUAUAUGAAAAUGAAAAUUACGACAAACCAUUCUUUUGCACUUACUUUAAGGCGUCAAUGUUCACAAUUUACUUGGUGUUCCUGGGGCUUAUUGCGCCAUGGAAGGAAAGUUGCAACAGAACUGGCAAUUAUGCGUUGAUGGAGAACGCAGAGGAAGAAGACAAUUUUUACGGGAAUGGAACAUCAAGUCUGAGUGACUCGUCGUUUAUACCGAUCAAAAAUGAGGCACAGGUGUCCGGCACGGAAAGCGACGAUUCCAGCAUACGAAGCGUUCGCUUCAGCAAGGUCGCGGAGGUUCGAGAAAUGUCACCGCAUGAAGCGACCGAGGCGCUCAUGUCAAGGCUCUCGUAUGCCGCUAGCCUGCGAGUGCGCCGUCAAAAGUCACACCACAAAACGGCACGAACGGCACUGAUGUUUUCGAUAUUGUGGUUCAUAGCGAAUUACAUGUUUCAGCUAGCCUUAGAACCCAGUGAAACCGCGAUGGUAACGUUAUUGAGUUCAACUUCCAGCUUCUUUACGCUAGUCCUAGCGGCAAUGUUUCCUUCCUCGUGUGGUGAUAAGCUAACAGUUUCUAAAAUUUUUGCAGUGCUCUUCAGUAUAUCUGGCGCGAUUAUGGUUUCGGUAUCCGAAAUCAACGAACCGAAAAUGAGCCGUGGAAUUGUAUUGGCUAUACUGAGCGCCUUCUUUUACGCCUCAUACCUGGUGCUAGUCAAGCGGAAAAGUGAUACCGAAGAGAAGAUCAAUAUUCCAUUAUUUUUCGGAUUUGUUGGACUGUGGAAUCUCUUGCUGCUGUGGCCACUUCUGUUCGUACUUAAUUUCUCGCAGUUGGAGGUAUUUGAGUUGCCUUCGCGGAAGCAGUUUAUAGUGUUAUUUUUAAACGGUUUGAUCGGAACGGUGCUGUCCGAGGCGCUGUGGCUGUGGGGUUGUUUUCUGACAUCGUCACUGAUCGGCACGGUCGCCAUAUCGCUACAGAUUCCAAUGGCCAUGCUAUUCGACAUGGUGAUACACGGAAAAACGUACCCGUUGAUGUUCUAUCUGGGUUCGUUGCCAAUGUUUCUGUCGUUGGUAUUCGUAGCGUUCCUAGUGAAAUUUGAUGACUGCGAUCCGCUGCUCAAGUUUUUCAAAUUGGUUUAUCGUCGCUUGCGGUUUUGCCGAAAACCAAACAUCGUCCGAAUACCGGACCUAGAGGAACAGCACGAGUCGUUAAUCGACGAUAGCCAUGAGAACUAGCCGUAGGAGUUACGUGGUAUUGACUCGUAUGAAGAGAAGUAGCCUGAGUAUGACCAGGACCCAGUUGACGUCGGUGUGGAGAGUGGCAAUAGGAAUUGCAUGUAUAGUCAGCGCAAAAUACACCAUUAUUAUAGGUUUAUGUUUUGUAUUUGCAAUUGUGAUACGAAGUAUUUUUAAACACAUUAUAGUGCUCGAUUUCAACAAAUUUCAAUCAAUAGACUGUGUAUUAGCUUGCGUGAAAGAUUGAUGAUGGGUCAUCAAACAAUAACAAAUCUUGCUGGUGUUAUUUUUGUUUGAGAUUUGAGAGCUAUACUUGGAAUAAUGUUUCGUUCGUAAGAACCUUACUAAUUUAGAUUGGUUGCUUUUGAAACCAAAGUACCCAACGUUUCUUGCAAAUUUCUGGACGUUCCGCAAAUAGCUUGCCAAUGGUUUACUAAAUAGUAUUAGCUAUUGUCAACACUUCGUUUGAAAAAAUCUUUCCCUCGAGAUAAUUCUUCGACAUAAUAUUCAAUAAUUCAAUAUUAUUUACUAUCUCGUUGCUUGAAUCAAGCAUAAAAGUGGUCACAUACAUUGAUUGAAGCAUCAUUCUAUGAGUAACUAUCAUGAUUGCGAUGUAGUAGACAUCAAAUAUUUACUUUUACAGAUAUGAAAUCAUGUUUUAAUUUGUGUAUUGUAAUUAAAAGUCUGUCCGUUGGUUUUUAAUGUUACUCCUCAUCCAUAAAAUUUAAAAGCUGCUACUCUGUCUUCAUAAAAAAUAUGUCUGUAACGUAAGCGAAAUAUGCUGAGUAUAGCAUUGUACGAUGUAUGUACCUACAAGCGUUAGAUAGAAAUACGUUAAGCACAAAUUAUGCAUUUCAAAAAUGUUUUCGUUAAAAUAUAGGUCAUGCAACAACUAAAGGGUUUGGUGUCUAUCACCUGCAAGGCAAGUAAUGCAAGAUGCCACCUUUUUGCGGUAUAACAACACCAUUCAAAGUAUUCGAAUUCAUAUACAUCAAAUGUAUAUUUUUGUCAAAAUAACUGUUAACCCGAUGCAUGUGUUAAUAGUGUAAAUUAGAUGAUAACAAACAUUCUCCUCUCGUUCCGUUGUUAAUUUCCUAGCUGCUAAUUGGUAUUCACUAAUUAUGAAGAGCACUUAUACCCACACUUUCUCUGUGUAUACACUACGAAGCAUCGAUACACUCGAAAUCUAUAAUAUAGAAAUACAUACAUACCUUAAAUCUUCUAUCACUCAAAAAGCACAACAUACAAAUAAUGUACACCCACAUUCCUAUUUAGGUUAGGUCGAUGAAAGUCUAAUUUGUGAUACCAUAGUUAAGAUAUACAGUACAUAGGACACUCUUACAAAUAGCAGAUAGAUCGUUUAUUGAAUCUGUUUUUACCCGUACUAGCGAGGGUUGGAUUUUAUUCCGUAGAACAUCUAUAGAAGUAAAGACAUAUUGUUUACUAUGAAAAAAAAAACAGAAUUGAACAAAGUAACAGAUCACCCGAAGUGUAUCUCUGUCUCUCUCUGUGUGAAGACUACAUAAUGAUUUACGAACAAUAACACGCCGCGAUUUCGUGGGAGCCAGUAAACAAAGUUUAGAUCAAUGAUACACAAACAUUUAGA